Polypterus senegalus (gray bichir) is the source of this 5179-nucleotide messenger RNA. It is a transcript of the gene rbm6, whose product is annotated as RNA-binding protein 5. Gene Ontology annotation, molecular function: RNA binding. Gene Ontology annotation, cellular component: nucleus. Gene Ontology annotation, biological process: mRNA splicing, via spliceosome. The coding region runs from base 145 to 3789 and encodes 1214 amino acids. The record is from RefSeq and is a predicted model, not a curated record. The transcript has 23 exons. NCBI's taxonomy places the organism in Eukaryota, Metazoa, Chordata, Cladistia, Polypteriformes, Polypteridae.
CCUAUCGUUUGAUUUCCGAUGGCCUCCAUGUUUUGCGACUAGCGAGGAAAAAAAAGCUGUGAAACACAAAGAAUCUGUUUAUUAGCAGAGUAAAUUCAAGGCAUCAGUAGUUUUCCAAAAUAUUGUUUGCUGAAUUGGAAAACCAUGUGGGGUGGCCCAAGAUUUGGCCCCAGAGGACCCCCUUUUCGUGGAAAUUUACAGGGUCCACGAUUUUCUGGGCAGUGGAGGGGAAACAGACAUGAUAACUCUGAAGGUCCAAUGCAUGAAUUUAGAGGAAGAGAUGAAAUGCAUCAUCAUCCUCGUAUGGGCUUCAGACCUGAUCGGCCUCCAGUGGAUUUUCAUAGAAGAGAUUUACCCCCUAACGAAAUGAGAGGAAGAGAAAUAGAACCAGUUGAUCCAAGGGGUAGGGAACCUAUGGACUUUAGAGGCAGAGAACCAAUAGAUGUUCAUGGGAGAUAUGACACACCGAUAGAAAUGAGAAAAAGAGAAGGACACCCCCCUGAUUUCAGGGGAAGAGGAAGGCACCACCAUGAUGUUGGAAGACAAGGGGAGCCUGUUGGUAUGCGUAGAUUUGAUAAUCCUCCAGAUCUAAGAGAGAGGCCACCAAAUGAUUUUAGAGGAAGAGAAGUUGUUCCUGUUGACAGAAGGCGCCUUCCAUUAGAUAUUUUGGGUAGAGAAGGACAUUCAUUAAAUAUGAGGGAGAGAGAAAUGGGUUUUGUAGACUCAAGAGAGAGACUGCCCAGGGAUGAUCAAGCAAUGAAUGAAUUUGGUCUGGAGUUUGAAGGGAAUGAUGGUGGUAAUUCGGAUUAUAGGAGAAGAAAUUUGCCUCCAGGUGACUUCAGAGAAGAGUAUGGUCCUGAUAUGGAUUUUAGGAAUAGAAAUAGGCCUCCAGUGGAUAUGAGGGAAAGAGAUGCAGGGUGGAAUGGGCCUUCUAAUGUAAGAGGUGGCAAAGCAAACAGCCGUAACUUUGGGGAACGAGAUCCAGCUUCUUUUGGUUAUAGAAACAGGGAGGACAAUGAUUGGCAGUCACCUGGAUAUAGAGAGAGAGAGUUCCCUGACAGUUCUCAUGAAAAUGCUGAAUUUAGACCAAAGGAAGGUAUUCUCGGUGAUUACCCAGAGGGUUCUGAAUUUCAAAGCAUGGCUGAAGAAGAUGGAACACCUUUUGAUUUUGCAGCUUCAGAUGAUGCAGUGACAGAUAGUGAUGGGUGGAAUAGACAGUGUGUGGAACCAGGUGCAUUUGGGGUUAGAGAAAUGCCAGGAAGUAGUUUUAAAGAUAAAACAGCCCAUCGAAUAGGACAAGAACAGCCGGGAUUGCAGAAUUUUAAAAACCAAGAAGUGUCGGAUGAACGUCUGCACCAAGGGGAGGGUGGAUGCUUUAGGGAUGGAGCACUGGAAAAAGACAGUGCACAGUCUGAAUUCAGAACAGCUAAAUCUCCCAUCUUUCAAGACUCAGUUAAUCCCCCAGGAGGACUCAAAACCUCUAAGCCCUCAGAAAUACAUUUGGAGACGGCUGAAAAGAGAGACGACGACUAUAUGGACCAGGAUUACAGGGACAUUGAUUAUCGUCUUGCUUCCAGUCAAGGCUAUGAGUAUGGCCAGCAAACUGUAAAUGAGCCUACUGACAAAACAUCUCGAUUUUCUGCCCCAGAUGAGGCUAAUCUUCAAGACCAAGACUAUCGAAGUGAUUCUGUUAAAGAGAAGCCCAACAACAUUCUUUGUAUCAAAGGAAUUCCAAAAUCUGCAUCAGAGGACCAGGUAUUGACAGCAUUGAGCUAUCCUAGUGGAGUGAGACCGUACGGUAUGAAGAUAUCAAGAAUUGUGCCAGGUUACAGCUACGAUACCGCCUUUGUGGAGUUUUUAAACCUUGAGGAUGCAGUCCGCUUCAUGGAGUCCAAACAGAAAACUUUAAAGAUUGGAGAGAAGAUGUUGUCUAUGUGCUAUGCGCAGCAGGACAUUAAACCCGAGGAUAUAUCAGAGGAUACUGCAUUACUACAGCGUCCAUUUCCAAAACCUGCGUUAUUGCAGACUCCACCCUUAAAACCAGCAUUAUUGCAGACUCCAGGGACAAAGCCGUCAUCUGGUAGUUGGACUCUUCCUAAGCUGGAUCCAGUUUUUCAAGACAGUCACACCAUGAUUAUCAAAAACCUUUGGUCUUCCACAACUGUAGAAACUAUUGUAAAGGCUUUAGAUCCAUUUGCAUACUUGGAGCCGGGAAACAUUCGUUUAAUAAAACCAAAACAAAGUGAAUGCACCAAAUGUUUCUGCUUUGUGGAUAUGGACUCUCAUGAGGAAGUAAGCCAUCUUGUGGAAACCUUACGAAACCUUCCUCAUCCAUUUACAAUUGAUCACAGUAGAGUUCGUGUUGAAAUAGCAAAGCCUUUGAAAAAACAGAGUUUAAGGAAGGAUUAUGAAAAAUCUCCAGGUCUUUCUGAAAUGGGGUAUCAUGACCCCAGUAAAGAGGCUCACCAUUCAGUGGUUCCUGCAGGUUCUAACCAAGUAGCUCCCAUAAUCACUGAAAUUGUCACUGUGUCCAAACCACCAGAGACUUAUGCAAAACAGAAUGUAGACAGCUCUUCUGAUCAAGCUUUAUCAAGCACGCAAAAGGGUGCAGAAGGUAGUACCUCUUCAGCAACUGGUCAGACACAGUCUAAGGAUGGAUAUUCUUAUGAUGUUCCAGAUGUGUCUACAUAUCUCUAUGAUUCCACAUCUGGCUUUUACUAUGACCCACAGACUACUCUUUACUAUGAUGCAAACUUGAGGUAUUACUACAAUGCCGACACCCAGCAAUAUCUAUAUUGGGACAGUGCCCAAAGAAACUACAUUCCAGUUCCUGAUUAUAAAACAGAGAAUCAGCCACCUACUUUCUACAGUGCUCCUCCUACAACUUCAUCUGCAAAAAAGCAGGAUAAAAAGAAUGAGAGCAGUGGUUCAGAAGGACAGACUGAUAAGAAGGAGGAUGAUCCAACAGGCAGAUCAGAAAAAAAAGAAGGGGAGAAAGAAAAAAAGGAAAAGGAUGAGAAACCUCGGAGCCUCACUGCUCAUAAGAUAGCAAAAGAUAUGGAGCGCUGGGCCAAAAUUCAGAAUCGACAAAAGGAGUGCAUUCGUGCUGCUUCUCCUGUUCUUCAGCCUCGUACACUUAGUGAAGAAAAGAAAAUAUCCAAGUCAGCUGAUGCAGCCUUUGCCAUAUUUGAGAAGAAGGGUUUAGCAGGAGAUGAUCUGUUUAAGAAGCCAUUUGCUCCACCAAAGAAGGAUGAAACUGCUUCAAAGAGACAGAUUGGUUCCUUGGGUGUGCUUAUUGCAGAGUAUGGUGGGGAUAGUGAUGAAGAGGAGGAUAAACAGGAAGAACAACGAGAGGAGAAGAAGCCAGAGAAAGAAGACAAACUAACAGACUGGAAAAAGAUGGCUUGUCUACUUUGUCGUCGUCAGUUUCCAAAUAAGGAUGCACUAAUCCGGCACCAGAAGCUUUCGGAGCUUCAUAAACAAAAUUUAGAAAUUCAUUACAAGAUCAGGAGGUCAGAGUUGGAACUUCAAGCCCUUGAAAGACAGGAACAAGAGAGAACAUUGAAAGGCAAAGGUGGAUCACCUGAAAGUAAACGGAGAAAGUAUCAGAGUUCCCUCGAUGGUGAAGGUGAAAGAGGGGGCCGGAUGCAAAGAUCAGGUGACAGCAAAGAGCCUCUGAAGAGGAAGAAAGGGCAAGACCAAGGAGGACGUGGAUCAUUAAGAACAGCUGAAUCGUAUCGUGAUGCUGUCAGAAAAGCUAUGUUUGCCCGUUAUAAAGAGCUUGAAUAACAGACAGAAUUGUUGAAUUGCAUUAGUCAAAAGUUAUAUGAAUCAGUGGCUGUCUGUAUGCUUAUUGUUCCAACAAUUGCCUGAAUCCUUCUGUGAACAUCAUCUGCCCGGGAUUAUUUCACUACAGUACCUUACUACAUAACGCAUAUGAAAUGCUUAUUUUGUGUUUUUAUUUAAUGUUCCCAGUUGUUGGAACAGCUAUCUUCACUGGCUCUGUAGAAGAAAGCCUUUAUUUUGUCAUGUUUUGAGCAUUCGGACCAAUUUUGAAAUAUUCAGGCCAGUGACUCAAAGGGUCAGGGUCCAGGUAAGAAAAACUGUGCAGCAGCAAUUCUACUAGUGUAUGUGUAGCUCAUUUUUUCUUUCUUUAAAUAAAUCAUCAAGAGUCAGAUUCCUGAUAUACCCAUUUGGCCGACUUAGCAGAGUUAAAUACACACAGGGAAAAAAAAACUGCUGAAUAUUAAAUGCAAAAUCUUACUGAAUUAAAUAUAUGUAGCACAGGUACUGUGAGUGCUUGUGCAGCUGUGUAUGUAAUAUAUAAACGUAACAAUCAGCCUGUAAAGGAGUGUCUAUGCAUUCCCUGCUGAGUUAAAAAAUCUGCAGUGCCCAAUGACGGAAAAGAUGAAUACACUUUUAUUGUGAACAUUGUUUGCAGAUUGCUUAUUUAGAUAUUUUGUUAUGUUAUAAUCAUCUCAUGAUACAGUACUUUUUCUGUUUUGGGAUACUGUUAGCUGCAGUCCAUGAUUGGUUGUCUUGUACACAUGAAUACAUCAUGUGUAGGUCUAGUGCUAAAGUACUGUAUGAAUAUGUAAUGCAGUAUAUGUAUAUAGUAAAUAAUUCUGUUUUGAAAUUAGUAAGAUGUGUAUAAAAGCUAUGUUUUUUUUUUUUUGUAUAUAAAACUGGUCAGUAAGCAGCUGUAAGUGGUAAGCAAUUCUGACGUCGGUAGACUGUCAUAUUAAACCUGGAGGAUGUAGAAUCGUGCCAUUUUAAACUAAUGUACAGAUGCCCUUAAAAAUGGUAUUAUGCAUCCUAAUUUGGCAUAUCAUUCUGGUCUCACAUAAAAAGCAUUGGAGUGUGUAGGAACGUUAGUUGUUCUGACAAUAUAUACCAAGUUGCUCCAGCUAAAUCCUGCCUGUGUUCGCAUCCCACACAGCCACUGCAGCCAUCCCUUCUCUCUCCUGCCGAGACUUGUAUUUAUAUGCCACUACCAGGUGAGAGUGACCCUUUCAUAUUGAAAUGUGUGCUGCUGGGUCAUUUUACUUAAGAAAAAAAGAAAAUGUUUGUAUAUUUUAUAACUUUUCCACUUGUACUGUAAGCUGUAGUGCUCACCAUCAUUUUUUUAAAUAAAUGAAUGCAAGUGUUGUUCAUUUUAAAAAAGAAAGCAGAAUCUCAA